UCACUUUCCGCAGGCCGCCUGGCCAGAGCGGUUUGUAGGGUUCCGGCUUCCUAGUCUUAGGAUUCUGAGGCUCCCUCCGGAUGAGAAUUGAGCUGUCGGUGCAGCCAGGAAGCUCGGGGUUACAGCACCGAGGGGGUCCAUGGCUCGAGAUAUAAGUCCCAAUCUUUGAAAUAAACAGAAGGUUCCAAGAAGGAAUGAAGGAUGAAGCUCUACAUAUAAUAUCUGCUCAAUAAACCUUUACCAAAGAUGAGAAGGAAUUCCAUGAAGACACCAUCAACUGAAAUAAUGGUGUUUGAUCUCACAGAGUAAAUUCUCAUUGAGCAGAAACCUACAGGUAUCCAAAAAUGAUUGAGAUUGAACAGGCAGAGGCCCAACUCUCUGAGUUAGACCUGCUGGCCAGUAUGUUCCCUGGUGAGAACGAGCUUAUAGUGCAUGACCAGCUGGCUUUAGCAGAACUGAAAGAUUGUAUUGAAAAGAGGACAAUGGAAGGACGAUCUUCAAAAGUUUACUUUACUAUCAAUAUGAACCUGGACAUAUCUGAGGAAGCAACGGUGAUGUUUUCUCUGGCCUGUGUUCUUCCCUUUAAAUACCCUGCAGUUCUGCCUGAAAUUAUUGUCAGAUCAGUACUAUUAAAUAGAUCCCAGCAGGCUCAGCUGAAUACAGAUCUGACAGCAUACUUGCAAAAGAAUUGCCUCGGAGAUGUCUGUAUAUUGAAUGCCACAGAGUGGAUUAGAGAACACGCUUCAGUCUAUGUCAACAAAGACACCACACCUUCCCCUGCUCCAGGAAGUACAGUCCAGCCAGUUGACCUCAUUCUCACAAGACUCUGGAUCUACAGCCAUCACAUCUACAACAAAUACAAAAGAAAGAAUAUUCUAGAGUGGGCAAAGGAGCUUUCCCUAUCUGGGUUUAGCAUGCCUGGGAAACCUGGUGUUGUUUGUGUGGAAGGUCCACAAAGUGCCUGUGAAGAAUUCUGGUCAAGACUCAGAAAAUUAAACUGGAAGAGAAUUUUAAUUCGCCAUCGAGAAGACAUUUCUUUCGAUGGUACAAAUGAGGAAAUGGAAAGACGAAGAAAAUUUUCAGUUUUUGAAGAAAAAGUAUUCAGUGUUAAUGGAGCCAGAGGAAACCACAUGGACUUUGGUCAGCUGUAUCAGUUUUUAAAUGGCAAAGGAUGUGGGGAUGUUUUUCAGGUGUUCUUUGGUGUGGAAGGACAGUGAGCAGAGGAGUAGUUGACAGCAUUUUGCCACUGUUGGUCUUUUGACUUGUUCCCCACUCUUCUUGAAAGAUUAAGUAAUUUUCUAGCCCCGUUCUAGAAUGUUAGGGGAAAAAAAAAAAGAGGAAAAGUAGUAUAGAUGAAGUACAUCUCUUAAAAAUAUGUCAUGAUUGAAUGCAGAACUGUUUUAAAUUAUAAUCUUAAAAUUGUUGAAGACAUUUCUUGACAUAUAAACUACUUAUUUUGAAAGAGAAGUUAAUUAUAUUUGAGGAUGAUAAUGUUGGUAGUCCAGCUUGCCACCCAUUCUCAACCCUCUUCCCCUUUAUCUGCCUCCACUAAAGAACCUGGAAGAGCUAAAUGCUCACUCUCUUAGGCUCUCUUGCAUCUAGGGUGGCCUGGGGACACAGUUUUGGCCAGGGUACCUUUGGGAAAAGUUUUGCUUUUCUGAUUAAAAAUGAUAGAUGCAGCCAGGGCACCUCUUCCCUCUCUUUCUGUCACAAACACCAAAGUGAUGACUGGAGCUGCAAUAGUCCUCUCGAGGAAGUAAGGGUCAGGAGGGCCACAGAGAUGCCAGUCUUCACGUUGUUGAGCUACCGAUCCAACACUAGCCGCUGCCUAUCUCUAGAUAGCUAUUAUGAAACAAAACCAGUUUUAUUUAUAUGUCUGUACAUGUUACUAGCCCUUGAAAGUUAGUUUGCCAAAUCUUUUCAAAGCAUUAGUUUUACAUCUGCCCCAGCCAUUUGAUACAAAGAUGGGUGAAAUUUUUCUUAAACAGAGAUUUUUGUAUACUUAUGCUCAGCCCCUGGUCUUUGGCUCACCUCACAGAAGGCUUUGAAGCACGAGCAGAGCUCAUACUUUUUAAUAGGCCUCAACUAUUCAUCAAAUUGGUCAUCUAGAGCAUUUGCUUUUGACAAAUUGGAUUUUGACAAAUUUUUCAUUCUGGAAGUGGCUUUCUGUAAAUUUACUUUCAGCAAAUUAAUCUAGAGUCAAAUAAACACACUACCUGGUUUUUGAGGCCCUCCAUAAAUCAGUUGCAGAAGUUCUUAUUAAAUAUUUACUAAUUGCUAGCACUCAGGUUGGUACUGUGUGUUGGGUAUUCCUUGAAGAUUCAGACUUGGAUAAAGAAAUUGGAGGGGGGGGCGGGUCACACAAUGCAUUGUUUAUCUUAGUAAAAAGUUGGAGGCAACCUAUGUGCCCAUCACUAAGUGUAUUUUCCAAUACUAAGUAAAAAUCAAAAGGAAUAAAGUAGAAUUAACUAGGCAAUGUGGAUAGAUCCUAAAUAUAAACACAAAUAAGAAUUCAAAUGGUAUUCAUAGCCUAUAUUGGCUGCAAAUCUUACGUGCCUCCUCAGAUUCCCUCUCUGCCGCCUACCUCCCCAGUGCCCUGUCAGUUGCCCUGGAAAUAUGGACCAGCUGUAUAUUUAGCUUCUGACUGCCACCAGCCACUUCCAGAUUUGGAUGAAAUACCCCACAGAGCAUGAGACUGACAUCCCUAGAGACCACCAAAGGGGCCAGAUGAUGUUUGUGAUACUUUAAGCAGGACUAAAUUGCUAAAACAUUUUUAGUCUUUGUACAUUAUUUUAAUAAAAAACACAUUGUUCUGUAUAAAUAUAUAGAUCUCAAGUGUAAUAUAAAAACAUAGACUGCAAUAAUGUAGCUUUGUAAUUUUCUUCUGAGACAGACCUGUCAACUUUAAAGAUUGGACUAUUAACAGUGACCAAGGGCAGUACAGAUUUUCCAACCUCAUGAUUAGUAAAUUUUUUGAAAAUGUAUGGAACUAUCAUCAUCAAAAAAGAAAACAGCAAGUUAGAUGGUCCUGGCUACAUUUUAUAAUGUAAGAGACACAAUAAAAGCCGUAAGAAACUACAGUUUAAUGUUAGAGGUAUACACAAUAUAGCUUUCUCAGACAUUUACCAAUGAUUAUGUACUUCAUAUAUAAACAUCCUUAAAUGUAA
Messenger RNA from Hippopotamus amphibius kiboko, 3167 nucleotides. RefSeq names its product RWD domain containing 2B (gene RWDD2B). Gene Ontology annotation, molecular function: protein binding. Lineage: Eukaryota; Metazoa; Chordata; Mammalia; Artiodactyla; Hippopotamidae. The transcript has 6 exons. The record is from RefSeq and is a predicted model, not a curated record. The coding region runs from base 345 to 1217 and encodes 290 amino acids.